Jatropha curcas is the source of this 2158-nucleotide messenger RNA. Its product is annotated as Core-2/I-branching beta-1,6-N-acetylglucosaminyltransferase family protein. Gene Ontology annotation, cellular component: membrane. Gene Ontology annotation, molecular function: glycosyltransferase activity. Lineage: Eukaryota; Viridiplantae; Streptophyta; Magnoliopsida; Malpighiales; Euphorbiaceae. The record is from RefSeq and is a predicted model, not a curated record.
UGAAAAGAUCUAAGCAUAAGACGUGCCAGGUCACAAGAGAAGACUAGAAGAGAGAAAGUCCCCCUUAUCUUCUCAUAUAGUGUGAACAAACAUUCGUGGAUACCCAGAUUUGUUUCACAGAGUCAUCCCUCUCUUAUGUCAUUUAAGAAAAAAUUUCUACUCCUAUGCGUAACUUUCUCUUCCUCCAUAUCACUUCCACUCUGUAGGAGUUAAACCGCCUUCUUUCUCUGUCUCUCUACCCACUGGACAUUUGUUUGUUUUCACUGCCAUUUCUAUAGCACAGUAUCUUUCUUUUCUUUCUUUCAUCGCAAGUUCGCAAUCUGACCAAUUCAAGCACCAAAUGGACUAGUAAAGGAUCCUUGACUAUUCACCAUUAUUAGUAACAUGUUAUGUUGUCUACUUCUUUUCACUUUCUCACUGAUCCCAUAUCCUUCGAUCUUGGAUAAAAGCUUUGAUUGAAUCGCUGUUUGCCUAAAACCCAUGUGCUUCGAACUCUGAUUUCAACGCUACGUACCUAUUUGUGUACUGUAGCAUCAACUUCUAGAUCUGUAUUGCUAUUUUGUUGCAAGAAGUUUCUCGGGCAAUUUGAGGGCCAUUAAUUUUGUGGUAAGAAAUUUUGGUGUCUGGAGACAAAGCACGAUUUGUGUUGGAACUUUGAGGGUUUAAAGCUACUCCAAUGCGAAGAGAGUGUUUGUAUAUUGAACUCAGAAAGUGAAUUUGGAUAUAGCAUCGUUGUAGGGAUGCAAUCGAGGGUGGUUCCAUUAGAGGAGGGCAAGGACCCUGCGAUUCCAAUCAAAACGAGCCAACCCAAGGCGUUUCCAUUAAGGUUACUCCAGUUGUUUCUGCUUUUUCUGGCUUUAUGUGUCGCAUUUUCAAUAAUCAGUAUAUACGCAAUCAAAAGUUUUGGUGUUGUUAAUAAUGUGGUUACAAACGUUAAGACCAAUUUCCAGCCAUGCCUUGAAGAACCGAGUGCUUUGGACCGUUGGAUUAAGCCUCCUUCAAAUCUGCUUCACAAGAUGAAUGAUGAAGAGCUCUUAUGGAGAGCUUCUCUUGUUCCUAGAAUUAAAAAGUAUCCCUUCAAGAGAGUUCCGAAGAUUGCAUUUAUGUUCUUAACAAAGGGGCCACUGCCUCUGGCACCUCUUUGGGAAAGGUUCUUGAGAGGGCAUGAAGGGCUGUAUUCAAUCUAUAUUCAUUCACUGCCAACCUUUGAAGCCAAAUUUCCACCGUCGUCUGUUUUUCAUGGAAGACAGGUCCCAAGUCAGAUUUCUGAAUGGGGUAAGAUGAACAUGUGUGACGCUGAAAGAAGGCUUCUUGCUAAUGCAUUGCUAGAUAUCUCCAAUGAAUGGUUCAUUCUCCUAUCUGAAUCAUGCAUUCCUCUUUAUAAUUUCACUGUUAUCUAUCACUACAUAAUGAGAUCCAAGUAUAGCUUUGUUGGUGCUUUUGAUGACCCUGGUCCAUAUGGGAGAGGACGAUAUAAUGAAAACAUGGCACCUGAAGUGAACAUUAGCCAGUGGCGAAAAGGGUCUCAGUGGUUCGAGGUUAAUCGAAGGCUUGCAGUUACCAUUGUGGAAGAUACUAAAUAUUACCCAAAAUUUGAAGAAUUCUGUAAGCCAAAUUGUUAUGUUGAUGAACAUUAUUUCCCUACCAUGCUAAACAUUCAAGCAGCGCAUCUCAUAGCAAAUAGAAGCCUUACAUGGGUUGAUUGGUCAAGAGGUGGAGCUCACCCAGCUACAUUUGGAAGAGCAGAUAUAACAGAGGAUUUCUUCAGAAAAUUUUUCGAAGGUCAGCACUGCACUUACAAUAAUCAGCCUUCUUCUAUUUGUUUUCUUUUCGGGAGAAAAUUUGCGCCGAGUGCAUUGGAACCUCUAUUACAUAUAGCACCAUCGGUCCUGGGUUUCUGACAGCAGAACUCAUCAACUAAUUUUAAACAGUGAAAAGUAGCUCAAAAGAAAAUGAGAAAUUUCAUUAUUUGCAGCUUAGAUAUUUUUAUGCAGUAACUACUUUUGGUGAUAGGAUGUGGUUUCUUGCUUGUAUACUUCUUUUGGAGUGCUUCUGUCCAAAAUUAUAUUAUGUACAGGUAAUGCAUACCCAGUUCAGUUUGCAUUAUAUUUUCACAUUUUUUCAGUAUUAGAGAUCAGCAUAUCAUAAUUGGUUUUUC